ACUCACUUCCACUCCCAGAAUGAAGGCAACGACCGUUACAUGGCAGCGGCCUCUUUGCCGCCAAAUCGACUUCUCAUUUCAACAGCCACGCCUAGGGUUUCCAAAUUUCAAAGGUGCAGAGUUGUAUGGACAUAGGGCAGUGAGCUCUUUCUGUGGGGCGAUCAGGGCCGUUAACGGAGGCGAGAGAGCGAAUGGUGGGACGGCGUGGGAUGAGAAGCCCUAUGAUGUCCUGAGUGCUGGUAGGAGAGUUUAUUUGGAUGAGGAGGAUGUGGUCACGUUUCUCGAUCCUCCUAAGGAGCUGAUUCCGUUGGACCCUACUUCUUACAAUCCAGCUUCUUAUCUUUGGAAAAAAAUUGAAGACAUUCCUGAGGAAAGGCGUCAUCGGUUGCUGCACUUGCUAAAACCUAGACUUAUAUCAAGAGCUUGGCAGAUAGCUGGAACACGAUAUGAGGAUCCUAUGUUAGCAAAGAAAAUUGCAUCUAAGUUGUUGUCUAGUGAAGAUGGUGUUAUGUCACUAGAAUUUUGGAAUUGCCGAAAAAGUGGAGGACCACUGCCUAUUUCUUGGAUAAAUUUCUUCAAGAAGGCUAUAUUUUGUUGCAAGGAUGGGAAGGCUUAUGGAAGAUUUAUUGGUAAAUUUAUCUGCCCUAAGAGAACUGUUACAUUGCUUAAUAUAUUCUUUUUUGGAUGUGGACCGGUUCUGUCUGGAUUUGCAAAUUCCAUUUAUCCAUUAUAUUUCAUGGUGAGACAAUGUAAGGAAGUAAUGGCAACAGAACAUCCCUGUGAUUUAGCAUAUGAGUUUGGAGAUGGGCUCUGGGAUAUCCAAGACUUCCCGCCUGGCUUCCCAAAAGCAGCAAAACAUCCAUGGCCUUUCAAUGAUCAAGUUGUGAUAUAUGUCCGUCAUGUGGGACCGGGAGUGUUGGUAGGACAAGCAUGGCAAGAAGGAAAAGCAUUAGAACAACUGCCUCAGAAAUUAUGCAGUGAGAUUUUAAUGGUGAAAGAUUAUGCUGCAGCCCGAUAAAGCCAUUGGAAAAACCCGGUUUCUCAUCCUUACUUUUCACAACCAAGUAGGUUGAUGUCAACUUGCAAUCUCUAUAGCUUCAAGCCUUAAAGUAGGUCUACCAAAUGGGCCAUACUCUUGCUGUUACGAACCUCAAUCCCCAAUUUUGCUUCAGAUCUUUUGUCGAUCUCUUUUGAACUUAAGUAUGGUAGAAGUUGUGAUAUUGCAAUAAAAUCAAUAGCUUAUUAGGAACUUUGGUAGAUGUUGUUAGAUUGUAAUCAAAUCAAUGGCUUAAUAUAAAACUCUGUAACAUAUCUUCUUAGGGAGGAGGAAUAUUGAAGUUUGAAUACCAUUGCUAUGAAUCUGUGAUAUAUUGAAGUGUUUGCAGGGAUGAUAGGAGGCCUUAUUUGAUUCUUUCCCACAAGGCUUUUUGUGUUGCAA
Vitis riparia (riverbank grape) is the source of this 1438-nucleotide messenger RNA. RefSeq lists its product as uncharacterized. Bases 20 to 1018 code for a protein of 332 amino acids. The record is from RefSeq and is a predicted model, not a curated record. NCBI's taxonomy places the organism in Eukaryota, Viridiplantae, Streptophyta, Magnoliopsida, Vitales, Vitaceae. The transcript has 8 exons.